UAACUCCUCCACAGUCUCCCUCGGCCGGGUCAGCUCCUCAGACGUCCGUACUUUCAGUGCGGAUUCCAACAUCAUUCAAAACAUCCCUAUUCUGGUAAUUGACUGCCAACUUGUUGAUGUCGUGUUGAGGCGUGGAUCUAUCGACGCAUCGACGGGUGUUUGUGUACAGAACGAGGCGACCCUGGACAGACGCCGCCCGGAGCUCCUGAGGUAACGCAGACCGACGCACGUCCCGGCCGGCGGCCGGGCAAAACAUUGAGUCCCCGCGAUGUUCGCGAUGUUCGCUAUGCAGCAGCGACACUCGAAACGCGUCGGCCACAACAAGUGGGUCACGAGGGGGGAUACCUCCUCGCUCUGCAAAUAAGGGCACGGCCAGAGGACGAUCUACUGUAAACAGGUGGUGAUGUCACAUUUCAGCACACACUGGACGGAGUCGCGGGCCAAUGGGGUGCACUAGUGACGCACGCGGGGGGUCCGGCUAAGGGGUAUUUAAAGCGCGUGGUGUUCGGCGCAGGGGGGUUUGGAGAAACCGCUGCAGGAGACUGAACUACCGCCCCGCUACUGUUUACCGCCGCUGCCUUCUCUCGUGACUGACUCCUCUUCGGUGCAACAACAGACCCGUGCACGGAGCAAACUCCAGACUUGGAUUGUGCUUCUUACUCGCGAUACUUUUGAGUGUGUAUUCUAGUCGGUGCCCUAGCGGUACUUGACUGUGUUGGGGGUGCCCUAGUGGUUCGUCACUCUUUUUCGGGGGUGCCCUAGCAGUGCUUGACAGUGUUGGGGGUCGCCCUAGUUGUUCGUGACUUUUUUGUGGGGGUGCCCGACUGUGUUGGGGGUCGCCCUAGCUGUGCCUGACUGUUGGGGGUCGCCCUAGUGGUGCCUGACCGUGUGUUGGGGGUCGCCCUCGGGGGGGGCAGAGUGCUGAGAGGAUGCCGUGGGACGUGGAGGUGCAGCACGGCGAGGGCCGCUCGGACUACAAGUCGGAGAAGCGGUGCCAGCGGACGUCGCUGGCCUUCUACCAGGCGGUGCGCGACGGCCUGCCCCCCUGGCUGCUGGAGGACAUGCGGCGCAUGGAGGUGUUCCACUGGGAGGCGGACGGCCAGGCGCGCGCCUUCAGCCCCGCCGAGGCGCUCCUCUACGCCCUGGUGCACGACCACCAGGCCUACGCGCGCCACCUGCUGGCCGGCUUCUCCGUCGCCGCCCUGGAGCCCCCCAGCGGGAGCUUCCGCUGCUGCGGGGCGUCGGGGCCGCCGCACCUGGCGGCGGCGGUGCGCUACGGCCGCGUGGCCAUCCUGAAGAUGAUGCUGACGGCGCUGAAGGACCUCCCGUCGGAGGGCGCCCGCCGCCGCUUCCUGGACGGCGGCGGCGGCUGCCCGCACGACGCCGACGGCGGGAAGACGGCGGUGCGGCUGGCGUGCGACCUGCUGCGGCCCGAGUGCCUGCUGCUGCUGCUGGCCCACGGCGCCAGCCCGGGGCUGGGCGACGGCGCCGACGGGGCCACGCCCCUCGACGCCCUGCUGCGGCGGAUGGGCGGCGAGCCGGCCCGCGGGGCGGCGGAGGCCCGCGCCCGCCGGGUGUGCCUGGGCUACCUGCUGCUCUUCACCCCGCGGCCGCACCAGGGCCUCCACCGGCGGCUGGCGGAGCGGGAGCCGGAGCAGUGGCGGCGCCUGGUGGGGACGGAGGCCUUCCGGUGGCUGGCCGGGGCGGCCUCCCCCCCCUCCCUGUUCGUCAGGGCCAUGCAGACCCUGGUGCGCUCCGUGCCGGCCGAGCGGCUGGACUGCCUGCCGGGUUUUCUCAAGCCCAUAGACUUCCCUCUCUGAUACGCCUGUCCGACCGACACCCUGGCAGCUAUGUAUAAUGUAUAUACGGUAUAGAGUGUGUGUGUGUGUGUGUUGAAGGCCGACAUUAGCGCUGUGCCUCGGGGGCGUGCGGACUGCAGGAAGCUGGAGAAAGAAGAGGACAGACUUUGUUUGGGAAAGGUUUUGGUUGGGGUAAUGUACAUUAGAAGGCGAUGUGGUGCGACUACCUCACUGGGCGCCGGUGCUCUUGAGCAGGGCACAAACGAGCCCCUCCCCCCCGGGGGGUUGGCUGUUUGUUGUAAAUAAACUCUUGUUACUAAACUGGUCUGCGGCCGCUGUCAUGAUUCUAUACAUCAGCAGGGACUGUGUUGUAAACAUCACUCAGACUACAUUAGUGUUAUAAUACACUUCAUUAGUAUAGACUCAGCCCACAGAAGUGUUAUAAUAUACUUCAUUAGUAUAGACUCAGCCUACAUUAGACAUUAAUGUGUUAUACACUUCAUUAGUAGAGACUACAUUAGUGUUAUUAUACACCUUAUGAGUGAAGACUAAGCCUACAUUAGUGUUAUAAUACACUUCAUUAGUAUAGACUCAGCCCACAGAAGUGUUAUAAUAUACUUCAUUAGUAUAGACUCAGCCCACAGAAGUGUUAUAAUAUACUUCAUUAGUAUAGACUCAGCCUACAUUAGACAUUAAUGUGUUGUACACUUCAUUAGUAGAGACUACAUUAGUGUUAUUAUACACCUUAUGAGUAAAGACUAAGCCUACUGCCUACAUUAGUGUUAUUAUACACCUUAUGAGUAAAGACUCAGACUACAUAAGUGUUAUAAUACACUUCAUUUGUAGAGAGACUACAUUAGUGUUAUAAUAAACCUCAUUACAAUAGACUCGGUCUGCAUUAGUGAUAUAAAUCACUUCAUUAGACUAAACCUACAUUAUGAAUGCAUAGCCCCAUGUCUCAUAAAUUUCCACAAUGUGUUGAUUGUAUGGUCACUCUGUACUUUGACCUUAGUCAAAGUA
Molecule: messenger RNA, 2819 nt
Organism: Gadus chalcogrammus (walleye pollock)
Lineage: Eukaryota; Metazoa; Chordata; Actinopteri; Gadiformes; Gadidae
Gene: ankrd9
Product: ankyrin repeat domain 9
Exons: 2
Coding region: 930-1820 (296 amino acids)
Source: RefSeq, a predicted model, not a curated record